AUGGCUCCCCGAGCGUGGAAGGGAUUCCUCGUCGGACUGGAAGGUCUCCAUGGCCACAUCUUCAAGGUCUGGCUUCCGGACCAAGAGCUCAUCGUCAGGGCUCGCGAUGAUCGAUUUCACGAGACCUCUGGGGCGGUGCAAUCUCAACGCACAGACGAUGUCGAAUUCGAAGCCGAACUGGUUGACAACCCGCACUUUGGAACCAUCAUCACCACUACCCUUAGCAAGACUACGAAGGAACAAGAGACUGCGAGGGAAAUGACGCCCUCAGCAGACAAGACUGACGACCUUUCGACCGCUAUGGAGCGAGCUGCUCUCUCUCCAACACCAACACCCGAAGACCAGCUCCUUCAAGAGGCACACAUCUCGCCGGCCGAGGAGCUGCCGCUUCCAACUGUGACCCCAUCUUGGUCCCCAGCCACGCCUUCGUCACGGCCACGAUCAAACACGGCUUUCCGUGAUAAUGAACCUGUUCGUCCGGCGCCUCAGGCACCUCGACGAUCGUCUCGACAAACCGCGAGACCCGACUAUCGAGAGCUUCAGACAGGAAGACUGACCAAACGAUCCGACGAGUCCGACACGAACCUUUUUACACGAUAUCACGAGACGGAUAACUUCGAAGCCGAAACCCUACCCGACUAG
Purpureocillium takamizusanense is the source of this 642-nucleotide messenger RNA. RefSeq lists its product as uncharacterized. Bases 1 to 642 code for a protein of 213 amino acids. The transcript has a single exon. The record is from RefSeq and is a predicted model, not a curated record. Lineage: Eukaryota; Fungi; Ascomycota; Sordariomycetes; Hypocreales; Ophiocordycipitaceae.